ACAAUACCCCAUUCUAAACGCAGUAGCAACAGUCAAACUUAAACAGCGGAAUGCGACCACCUAUAAAUACCCAACACUUCAUUCUUCUCUUUGUUUGCAAUUUCUAACUACCAAGCCGAAACACACACAACCCCAAAUCUAACUAUUUAGUUCUGUUUCCUUCGAAACAUCGGCUGCACAGUAUCCCAGAAGAUCGGACAGGACUUCACACAGACAAACCCAAGCUCUGAAACGCGUGUCCAACACUUACCUCUCGGGUUCUCACUUGUUUUCCGACCAUACCCUGGUCCUCUUUCUCUCUCUAUCUGCCAAAGUUUUCGUCUUUUCCCCUUUUAUUUCAGGAUUCAGUGAGAUUGAGGAGGCUGAGAAGAUGCAGCAGACACCGUCAAUGAUUCCUAUGAUGCCUUCAUUCCCACCUACUAACAUAACCACCGAUCAGAUUCAAAAGUACCUUGAUGAGAACAAGAAGCUGAUUCUGGCAAUAUUGGACAAUCAAAAUCUUGGAAAACUUGCGGAAUGUGCCCAGUACCAAGCCCAGCUUCAAAAGAAUUUGAUGUAUUUAGCUGCAAUUGCCGAUGCCCAGCCUCAGACCCCAGCAAUGCCUCCACAGAUGGCUCCACACCCUGCCAUGCAACCAGGAUUCUAUAUGCAACAUCCUCAGGCAGCAGCAGCAGCAAUGGCUCAGCAGCAAGGCAUGUUCCCCCAGAAAAUGCCAUUACAAUUUGGUAACCCACAUCAAAUUCAGGAUCAGCAGCAGCAGCAGCUACACCAGCAGGCUAUCCAAGGUCAAAUGGGACUGAGACCGGGAGGGAUAAACAAUGGCAUGCAUCCAAUGCACAGUGAAGCUGCUCUUGGAGGUGGCAACAGUGGUGGUCCACCAUCGGCUGCCGGUCCAAAUGAUGCACGUGGUGGAAGCAAGCAAGAUGCUUCUGAGGCUGGGACAGCUGGUGGAGACGGGCAAGGUGGCUCUGCUGAGGGGUCAGAAGCGGCCAAGUGACAUGCUUUUAUGUGCUUUUCAUGAGAUAUAUGACUGUUGAUAGUAGGUUUUUCUUAAAGGUAGGUCUAGUGUGAUCUGAUGACCAUGACCUUUGAUGGGUCAACCAAAGGACUUCUCUUGUUUGAUAGAUUAGGUAGUUGUGUUCCUAGAAUUUUGGCACGCAGCAAGUUUGCAUCAACUGGAACUGCUGUUGCCACCACAUAUUGUACUCGUUAUUGAAAGAGGUGUAAGCAUGUGGUAUUUUAUGAUUACCUUAAUUGCUUGCUUUUUUUUAACAA
Molecule: messenger RNA, 1275 nt
Organism: Vigna umbellata (rice bean)
Lineage: Eukaryota; Viridiplantae; Streptophyta; Magnoliopsida; Fabales; Fabaceae
Product: GRF1-interacting factor 3
Source: RefSeq, a predicted model, not a curated record